GCGCGUUUGAGUUAAAAAGGUUUUACGGGUUUGUCACCAACCACCAUCACCCUUGCACCCUCGACUCUGGGAAACCCGCAAAAUGACCACCCAAUUUGACAGAAUAUAUCGUGGGCUCUCCCCAGAAGUGGGCAAAUUUCGCGUUGCAGCAAGUGGAAUGGCCUGGAAAGGGUCUGAGUCGGAAGGAAUCACAUCUAUGGCAGCGGCAGACAUUAAGUGGGCCCAAUGGAUUCGCGUUGCUCGAAACUUUCAAUUACGGGUUGGCUUGAAAAGUGGAAACGAGCAAAGGAGAGAAACGUUUGAUGGCUUCAUGCGAGAGGAUCAUGACAAAAUUGCCUCCUUACUCAAAAAUCAUUUUUCCGUCACCCUCGAAACUCGAGAAAUUGCCUUCAAGGGCUGGAACUGGGGUGUCACUGACUUCCAAGGUCAAGAUUUAGCUUUCACCGUUUCUGACCGGACAGCAUUUGAACUGCCCCUACAACAUGUUGCAAACUCAAACAUUGCAGGAAAAACCGAAGUCUCACUCGAUUUCACCUCACAUGCUAGUCCGUCUAAAAGAGGAGGGGAUGAAAUGGUCGAAAUUCGGUUCUACGUUCCCGGAACACAUUCAAAACUCACAGGUUCAGAUGCUGGAUCCGACGUCGAAAACGACAAUGAUGAGGAGGAGGAGAUUAGCGCUGCAUCGGUGUUCCAUGAUAUGGUCAAAGAAAAAGCCGAAAUUGCAAACGUUAUGGGCGACAUGAUCCUCAGCUUUGAGGACUUGUUGGUUUUGACCCCUCGUGGUCGGUACGACGUCAUCAUGUUCCCAGAGUUUUUGCGAUUACGAGGGAAAACAUACGAUUACAAGAUCGAGUAUACAAAAAUCUCGAGGCUUUUUCUUAUACCUAGGGAUGAUCUCCACGUCUUGUUUAUCCUUGGAUUGACGAGCCCCAUAAGACAAGGUCAGACACCCUAUCAGUACCUCAUCAUGGAGUUCAGGCGAGCAGAGGAGACCACAGCCGAACUUAACAUGGAUGAAGAAGAAGUCGCCAAGUUUGAAAAGCUGAAAAAGAACUAUGAUGAGCCCACAUUCGAGGUGGUAUCGAGUGUCUUCCGCGCUCUUUCGAAGAAGAAGAUUAUCGGUGCAGGGAGUUUCCAAAGUCGUGAUGGUCAUCCAGGUAUCAAGGCUAACCUCAAAGCUGUUCAGGGCGAUCUCUUUAUGUUGGAAAAAUACAUAUUCUUUGUAUCCAAACAACCUUCUCUCAUCGAGUUAUCGGAGAUCGAUAAAGUCGUAUUCUCUAGAGUGGGCUCUAGUAUGGGCGCUACUGCGGCACGGACGUUCGAUUUAAAAAUUGUGACCAAGGGUGGUGGCGAAGUCACUUUCACGAACAUCAACAAGGAGGAGCAUGAGCCCACGGAGUCGUACCUGAAAGAGAAGAAGCUUAGGAUUAAAAACGAGAUGGUGGCAGACGCAGAAUUGUUGGCUGCUGCGGUUGGCGAAGAAGAAGAUGAAGACAUGCAAAGUGACAGCUCGAGUGGUAAACGAACAGCGAAAGUUAACCGCGGCGAUGAUGACGACGAAAGCGAAGAAGACGACGACUUUAAGGCAUCCUCUUCCGACUCUGGCUCCCCAACGGAGACAGACUCUUCGGAGGGUGGGGCAGCUACUGCAUCUGAUGCCAGUGGCGACAUGGAAUUUGCUAAGAAGAAAAAGAAGAAAGUCAAGGCGAAGAGCAACGGAAAGGCUGCUGAGGGUUCGAAGAAAUCCAAGAAGGCUAACGGUGAUAGCGACGCGGAUGAUGACGUCGAGGAAGAGAAACCCAAGAAAACGGUCAAGAAGAAGAAGGCGGAUGAUGCGAUGGACGUCGACGAUAAACCAAGACCUAAACCCAAACCAAGGGUGCAGGUUGCAAAGGAUGAUGCCAUGGACGUGGAUAAGGAGGAGCAAGAGAAGCCCAGACCAAAGCCGAAACCCAAGCCUAAGGCGGGCAAGGGCACUACGGAACCUCCGAAGAAGAAGCAAAAAACUGCAGAUUGAUUUCUUGUGUUUUCUGUACUCUCCGUGUUCUUGUCUUCUCUGUGUACUGUACAUCUGCCCACUUUCUUUUUAGCUUGCAAUUCAAGCUGUGACAGGCUGUGGCUCGUUAUACUCUCAAUCG
Marasmius oreades (fairy-ring Marasmius) is the source of this 2138-nucleotide messenger RNA. RefSeq lists its product as uncharacterized. Gene Ontology annotation, molecular function: nucleosome binding; histone binding; DNA binding. Bases 83 to 2017 code for a protein of 644 amino acids. The record is from RefSeq and is a predicted model, not a curated record. The transcript has 8 exons. NCBI's taxonomy places the organism in Eukaryota, Fungi, Basidiomycota, Agaricomycetes, Agaricales, Marasmiaceae. Gene Ontology annotation, cellular component: FACT complex; nucleus.